AUGGCGGAGAUGCUGCGGUGCCUGGUGCCGCACCUCGACAAGCACCUUGUGCUGGGCCUGCUGUACUUCCACGACGACCAGGGCCUCGACGUCGCCGACGCCAUCCGCGCGGUGCAGGCCACAACGGCGCUCACGCCGGAGGGCGAGGUCGCGCCGGAGCAGGAGCGCAAGAUCCGCGAGUGCGCCCAACGCGCCCGCCCCGCGCUCGACGAGUUCUUCGAGAGGAACGAGGCGGAGAACAGCACGUACCAGUUCAAGCUCACCGCGAGCGAGGUGGACGCGCUGCGCAGUAACCGCGAGCUGUCGCGUGACGUGCUGGAGGGCAAAGGCAUCACACGCGACGUGAUGGGGGCCAUCAUGGAGCUCGCCUACCUGCACUACGACGCCGCCCGCUACACGGAUGCGUCGGAGCUGCUCUCGCUGUGCCACUGCGUCGCCGGCUACGAGCUCGAGCAGGGCGCGUUGCUGUGGGGCAAGCUGGUCAGCGACACGUGCACGUGCAACUGGCCCUCCGCCAUCGCGGUGGCGGAGAAGCUGCGGCGCCAGCAGAACGCCGACGUCUUCGAGGAGGACAUCUUCCGCGUCGCGAGCACCACAACCACGACGGAGCGUGUGUGGCUGCUGCACUGGGUGCUGUUCCCCUUCUUCAAGGGCGGCAACCAGUACUCCGCGCACCUGCUCAACUUCGUCUUUGACUUCAAGACGAACUUCGUGUACCAGAGCGUCGUGGAGACGGUGUGCCCGCACUACCUGCGCUACAUCUGCGCCGCCGCGAUCCUCAACAAGCAGCGCCGUUCUGCCCUGCGCAGCGCAGCGGCGAUGGUCGCUAACGUCUACGAGUACUCGGACCCGCUCACGCGGCUCGUGCACGCCAUCGUCAACCGUCAGUCGUUCGAAGAUGCGCUUGCGCUUCUGCCGGAGGCGCGCGCGACGGCGCUCAGCGACUACUUCCUCAACCUGCACGCGAACGGCAUAGUGGAGAACGCGAAGCGGCUCAUCUUCGCCCGCUACAUGACAACGCACUGCGUCGUGUCGAUCCCGUACAUGGCGGAGAAGCUAGACAUGACCCCCGCUGACGCGGAGGUGUGGCUCGCCAACCUCAUCAGCGAGACGAAGCAGCGGGCGAAGAUCGACUCGGUGGCGGAGCAGAUGGUGGUGGGCUCGCAGGUGCGCUCCGUGCACCAGACGGUGCUGGACCGACUGGAGGUUGUGGACCGCCGGUAA
This is a messenger RNA of Trypanosoma grayi, 1224 nucleotides long. RefSeq names its product putative eukaryotic translation initiation factor. Gene Ontology annotation, cellular component: eukaryotic translation initiation factor 3 complex; cytoplasm; nucleus. The coding region runs from base 1 to 1224 and encodes 407 amino acids. The record is from RefSeq and is a predicted model, not a curated record. NCBI's taxonomy places the organism in Eukaryota, Euglenozoa, Kinetoplastea, Trypanosomatida, Trypanosomatidae. The transcript has a single exon. Gene Ontology annotation, molecular function: translation initiation factor activity. Gene Ontology annotation, biological process: translational initiation.